CCGCGGCCCGCUCGCGGUGACGGCGACGGCUAGCCAGCUGCGCGUUUGUGUUGCUUGCUUGUGUUUUUCGGUUAUCGUAGUGAGAUUGACGCUUCGUUCUUUAUUUUCUUUCGCCCAACAAGCGACAGAAACAAGUUUCUGUGCAAUGUGCAUGCGCGUGUGAAAAAAGCGUUCACAAAUGCGAUUGUGUAAUGAACUCACUGAAAACAUUCGGACUUUGAAAACCCGUGUCGCCGUUCGGUGUUGUUACUUGGAUACCAGUGCCUUUUGUCUGAAGUGAAUAAAACAAGAGUGGUGCUAUUUCGGUACGUUCCUGUCAGGUUACGCGCCUGUGAACCCAGCAGUGAUCAGUGAUUGUUGUCGUGGCCGGUUUCCGUUGAGGAAACUUUCCAAACGUGCAUAAAACAGUGGGUAAUGCUUUCCUACCGAAUGCGGGCUGCGCCUGCACGCAUUCCAUAGGGAAGCAAGUGCCGGCAAUAAGCAUUUUACGGGAGGCGAGCGGGGCGGGUGGCGGGGCCGGCAGCGGCGGGCUGCUGGCCAUGAACGCCACCCAGGUGCAGUGCGAGCCCCACGACUCGGUCGUGCUCAUCAAAUAUGAGCACCGGUCCGCAGGAGGCAGCUGGGAGGAGCCAGUGAGCGCGGUGCGGAACGCGCCGCUCAGGCGCUCGCAACGGCUCAAUUCUACGCUGGACUCGAGGAGCACCGGUCAACUGCGGAACACGCUGAGCCGGGCCCGCGAGCUGUGCGAGCGAUGGCGCAGCGGCGGCAACACGCCGUCGCCGCCCGUGCCGCCCGACGACGAGGGCGGCGGGCGGCUCGCGCGCUGGUUCAGCGUGCGCCGCGGCUCCGCGCACCAGUACGACAUGCACGCGCACGAGCCCGACAAGAUGCCCAAGCUGCCCGAGGUUGGUGCCUACACUACGACCGCUGUGUUACACUACGGCAACACGCCGUCGCCGCCCGUGCCGCCCGACGACGAGGGCGGCGGGCGGCUCGCGCGCUGGUUCAGCGUGCGCCGCGGCUCCGCGCACCAGUACGACAUGCACGCGCACGAGCCCGACAAGAUGCCCAAGCUGCCCGAGUUGGAGGAGGACAUGUUUUCGUGCGGCGGCGAGGUGCGCGGGGGUAGGGUCCCGCCGCCCUCGCUGGGCAUCCCCCCGGACUCCAUGACGCCGGUGCAGCUGCGUCGACGGCACGUCGUCGCCGACAUCAUCCACAGCGAAAACUCCUACGUAGCAACCUUGCAGAGGCUUAUAAACGAUUACAAGAAGCCCCUAGAAGAAAGCAGCCCGGCGAUACUGAACGCGAGCAAGAUCCAGACACUGUUCCACCGCCUGCCCGACAUCCUGCAGUGCCACCUGCACUUCCGCACCGCGCUCGCGGAUUGCGCGCGCACGUGGGACCGCGACGAAAAAAUUGGCGAGGUCUUCCUAAGCGCAUUCUCCAAAGCGGUGGUGCUCGACGUAUACUCGGACUUCAUAAACAACUUCUCGGUUGCUAUGGAGCUGGCCAAGAUGGAGUCGAAACGGAAGUCGGCGCUGGCGGACUUCUUCAAAGUGAAACAAAUAAGCGCUCACGACAGGCUCUCCUUCUUUGGUCUCAUGGUGAAGCCGGUGCAGCGGUUUCCUCAGUUCAUUAUGUUUUUACAGGAUCUCUUAAAACACACGCCUCCUGGCCAUUCAGAUCGCGUUGCGUUACAAAGAGCAUUGACAAGACUGGAGGCAUUAGCUGACGCUCUCAAUGAGAGGAAACGUGAUGCGGAAAGAACUCAGGCGUUCCGAGCAGCUCUGCGGCGACUGACGCGCGGCGGGGUGGCGGGCGCGGGCGGCGGCGGCGGCGCUGCAAGGUUCGGCGCCGCGAGACUCUUGGCCUCGCGGGCUGACAAGCGGCAUCUGUUGAGACAGGACAAUCUCGUGCAGCUGGAAUUCAACCAAUCAGGAACGCUGACGAAAUGCAAACCGCGUCGGUUGUUGCUUUUGAACGACCUCGUCGUGUGCGUGUCGGUCGGCACGGGCGGCGACGACACCGAGCGGCUGGGGCUCAAGUGGGCGUACCCCGUGCAGGACGUCGAAGUGCUGGACACUGGGACUUCGCCCACCCUGAGCAGAGUGCUGGCCCAAGGUAUGAACCGCAGUGGGAGCCUCCGUUCGAGCACGAGCAGUCACGGCAGCACUACAACCGGCGACUCCCUCUGCAACGAGAUGUCCGCUCUGAUGCACGACUACGAGACUGUAUCCCGGAUGGCCGACCUGGCCGCCUCACUGAAAGCCCCCUGUCCUGAACUGUCGCCCGAAAUGUUUCGCGCGUUGUUGCAGAAUAUACAACAAAGUAUACAGAAAAAAGAUGACGAAAUGGCGUGGGUGGACUCCUGCUGUCUGCAACUCACGAUCCGCGGUCGAGAGGACGCGGUGACGUUCCGGGCCACGGAGCCGGGCGCGCGCCGCGCGUGGGCCACGGAACUGCGGCUGGCGCAACUGGCGCAGGCGAGGGCGAACUGCCCCGCGUGGAGGCUGCCCGCCUCGCUGCCGUCCCCGCACGCGCUGCCGCACAAGAUGCCGCUGUUUGUGGCCGCCACGCCUGUGUACUCGUCCAGUCAUUUGACAGAGGUUCGAUGUGGGUGCUUCUACACGUCCUCGGGCAGUCCGCGCGGUGCAACGAUGCGGCGCGCGCGCUCGCUGCUGUGGGUGUGCGCGGGCGGCAACGGCAGCAGCCACGUGGCCGUGCUCACGCACCGCGCCGCCAAGCUGAAGACCCUCGUCACACUCGACCUGCCCGACACUAAGGUAACGUCAAUGGAGUACGCAAAGGGGCUCCGACAAGUGAACACGCUAUGCGGCGACACCGUGUGGAUCGGCACCGAGGACAAGACCAUCAUCAUCUUCUCCGGCGUCGAACCAGAAAAGCAAGAGAAGUUGACGGAAGUGACCACCGUGGCUGCCGUCACGCAGAUCAAGUACCACUGCGACUCCAUGUUCGUGGGCCUCGCCAAUGGUAGGGUGUCUGUUUACAGGCGGAAUCACGACGACUCGUGGGCGCUGCACGAGCCGCUCGCCAUAGAACUCGGGGACCAGCCCGUACACUGCGUGCUACCCGUCGACGGCAUCGUGUACGCGUCGUGCGCCAAGCGAGUGUUCGCCAUCAACGCGUUGACUGCCGAAAUCAUGCGAAUCCUGGAACUGAAAGGCGAAGCCGAUCGUUCGGUGAAAUACCUCGCGCAUUCGGGUGUGGGACUGUGGGCUGCGUUUUCAGACUCCACUUACGUCAGUCUCUACCACGCGGAGACGUUCGAACAUCUACAGAAUAUAGACAUCGCUGCUGAUGUGGCGAAAACUAUCGGCGCUAGAGAGGGCAGCAAGCCGGCGUACGUGUCCGCGUUACUGGCUGGACAAGGACUCCUGUGGGUUGGGACCACUGCAGGUGUCAGCGUCACGGUUCCGCUGCCGAAGUUAGAAGGAUUGCCGCUCGUAGGGGGUCACAUAGCCGUGUCGUACCACGCGCAUGCGGGGCCGGUCACGUUCCUCCUCUCGCUGACUUCGGAGAACCGCGAAAUGGACGUCAACAUGGUCCGACGCAACCUAUCGAAUGCGAGAGCUCUCGCCGAAACCGUUCAAGAGCUGAAAGAGGAGGAAUCGAAGGAGGAGAACGAUAAGCACAAGCUGGAGAGGCGGAUAUCGGAGGAGAUGAGCCCGUACCGACCGCAGCGCGUGCAGUCCGCUGUCAUACGCAGAAAAAAGCCCGGUGACGUGCGGUUGAGUAAGACUCUACCGAAGUGCGCGAAUUUGAACGCGUGCGACGUUUACGGGCUGUUCGGCGAUCUGAUGUUCGUGAAGGACUGCGUGGGUGAGGCCGACGUCAGCGGCUCCGGCGGCGAAACGCUCAGGCGGAGCGAUCCCGAGCUGGCGGCGAUACCUUUCCGCGUCAGCACUCUGGACAGGCGAUUGAGGAUGAGGGCGGGGCGGCCGCGGAGCUUAGAUCUGUCGAGCUGGUCGGUAGACUCGCGGGCGUCUAGUCUGUGCACGUCGUCCGGCAGCGAGGAGUCCAUGGCUCUCCGCGGCGUGUCCCGAACUAGUUCAGGCGCUUCGGGUGCCGCGAAUUUAGCUCCGAUGGCGGCUUCCACGCCGGAUUCCUCCUCCGGUAAAUCGAGUGCUUCCGAGCGGUCGAUAUCGAGGAGCGAUUCCGCGACGGCCGCUCCGGAGUUACGUCCGAAAAACAAAAGCGCCGCCCGUAGUCUCCGCGGUGCUGAUUAUAUAGUGGGCGACAGUGCGGCGCGGCGGUCGGUGGUGACCGUCGUGGGUGGGCGGGGCUAUGUGGACUGGCGGCAGACGGCGGACGCGGCCGAGCGACCCACCCCCGCCGCGGACCCCAACCCCAAAGACGCCCAUCUCAUACUGUGGGAGAUGCGAAUGUAAAUUUCUAUACAAAAGCCAUACUCGAGGAGUACUGUUUACCAACAAACAAAUUAAAAAUGAGGGUAUAAAUCGCUAGUCAUUACACACCUACUAAUAAUUAUAAUGAAAUUGUUCUUAAACUAAUGAAAAUAAAUAUGAUUAAUAAGCUUAAAACAAUGCGAUAUAGUUACUAUAUUUUGAAUAAUAUUUUACACAAAACAACGAUACAUCAUUUAAAAUAAAAAAGUUAUGAAAUGACAUGCGUUUCUACCCUCAUUUUUAGAUUGUUUGUUGGUAAACAGUAAUCCUCGAAUAUGACUUUAGUAUAGUAUUACGUCUUGAGAACACCAUCGAAGCAUUUAUAUUAGGUUGUCCUGAAUACUGGAUAUCAAAAAAUUUACUAAACGUAAAUCGAUUAGAUGUCUACGUCAUACAGAGAUCGGUUGAAUAUUGAUGUAGUCUUACGUAUUUUUGUAAUUUGUAAAUAGCCAGAGCACCUGUAGAUUUUUGUAAAUUCAACGUAAAAUAAUUAUGUUAGUAUGUAGUUUUGCUAACAUAUCUGUUACUAAACCAUUUAAAAGCGUCUAUUCCUGAACUGAAAAUAGCCGCUUGAUAUAAAAAAAACAAAGUUUAAUAUAAAUGAAUGAAUACACAGAGUGUAAAUAAUGUGAUAAGCUUUAAAUUAUUUUUGGAUGUUAGGGCCUAAUUGAUUGCAACCCAUAUUUACAAUGGUUUGUAGUGCGUAAUUAUAACAGGUGCAUUAUUAUUGUGAUCAUUUUAAAUGAAUAUGCAAUUUCGAAAAGGGUGCAUGUCGAAAAAUUUAAAUAUCCAGAAUUAAA
This is a messenger RNA of Bicyclus anynana (squinting bush brown), 5227 nucleotides long. RefSeq names its product rho guanine nucleotide exchange factor 10. The transcript has 14 exons. The record is from RefSeq and is a predicted model, not a curated record. Gene Ontology annotation, biological process: positive regulation of stress fiber assembly; actin cytoskeleton organization. The coding region runs from base 540 to 4409 and encodes 1289 amino acids. NCBI's taxonomy places the organism in Eukaryota, Metazoa, Arthropoda, Insecta, Lepidoptera, Nymphalidae. Gene Ontology annotation, molecular function: protein binding; guanyl-nucleotide exchange factor activity.